UUCAUUCUUCAGCAGUAUAUAUUAAUCUGCAGCUGAAGUUCAUUCCAAAUACAGAUACAAAACCAAACCAGAGAAAUGGAGAAAGAACAGAGAGUCUACAAAGCUCACUGUUUGGUCUUUCCCUAUCCUAGUCAAGGCCAUAUUAACCCUUUGCUCCAAUUUUCUAAGCUUUUAGAUCACAAAGGAGUCAAAGUCACACUGGUCACUACUCGUUUUAUCUACAAGACAAUGUACAGAGGAUCAAGUUGCACUGCCCUUGAGACUAUCUCACUGGAGACCAUCUCCGAUGGUUAUGACGAAGGCUGGAAAACGCAGGGAAUAAGUAUUCAAGCAUAUUUGGAGAGCUUUCGGAAAGUCGGGUCACAGACUUUGGCUGAGCUCAUUGAGAAGCUAUCCGGCUCAGGGUGCCCAGUUGACUGCCUUGUUUAUGAUGCGUUCAUGCCUUGGCCUUUGGACAUUGCUAAGAAGUUUGGAAUAGUCGGGGCUGUUUUCUUUACUCAGUCUUGUGCUGUUGACAACAUUUACAACCAUGUCAACAAAGGGCUGCUGAAACUUCCUCUUACUGACUCUGAAAUUUCACUUCCUGGGAUGCCACCACUUGAGCCUUUGGACCUGCCAUCUUUUGUAUAUGAUUUCGGGUCUUACCCAGCUUUCUUUGAAGUUGUUAUCGGUCAGUUCUCCACUGUUGACAAAGCCGAUUGGGUCCUCUGCAACACAUUUUAUGAGUUGGAAGAACAAGUGGUAGAUUGGAUGGCAAAGUUUUGGACACUGAGGACCAUUGGACCAACUAUACCAUCCAAGUACUUGGAUAACCGACUUGAAGACGACAAAUCUUAUGGUGUUGACCUAUUUAAAUCCAACAAUGAUGCCUGCAUGAAAUGGUUAAACGAACAUCCAAAGAACUCUGUUUCUUACAUUUCAUUCGGCAGCGCUGCACAACUUGGACUUGAGCAAAUGGAGGAACUGGCAUGGGGUUUGAGGAGGAGCAAAACCAAGUUCUUGUGGGUGAUUAGAGAAUCAGAAGCAGCUAAAGUCCCCAAAGGGUUUAUUGAGGAGACAGCUGAGAAGGGUUUGGUGGUUUCAUGGUGCUCCCAACUGGAGGUUUUGGCUCAUGAGGCUGUUGGAUGCUUCAUUACACAUUGUGGUUGGAACUCGACUUUAGAGGCUUUAAGUUUGGGGGUCCCUUUAGUGGCAAUGCCACAAUGGACCGAUCAAAGCACCAAUGCCAAGUACAUUAGGGAUGUGUGGAAAAUAGGGGUUAAAGCUCAACCUGAUGAGAAAGGCAUCGUAAGGCGAGAAGAAGUAGAGCAUUGUAUAAGUGAAAUCAUGGAGGGGGAGAGAGGAAAAGAAAUACAAAAGAAUGCCAUGAAAUGGAAAGAUUUGGCUAGAAAGGCAGUGAUUCAAGGUGGAAGUUCCGACAAAAACAUUGAUGAGUUCAUUGCAACGUUGGUUAAGCGUUAAGAGGUGCUCAAGUGUCAAGUCCACUGAAACCAUGCAAUUUCUUUGCUACCUCUCUCUCUAUUGUACUAUUGCAGACCUUUUCACUGAUGAUUCCAUUAGUUUGGCUUCAAUAAGGGCCUUUCCUAUGUAGUUUUGUUAUAAGUUUUUUGUAUCCUUGAAUUGUGUUGAGAUUACAAGAAUUGUUCUUGUGAUGAAAAAUAAAUUGGAGAGUUGUGCAAUUUGUUGUGAUGCUACUACUCCAAUUAAGAGAUCAAUAGUGGUUUUGGCUUUUCCCUUCCAUAAUUUAACCUUCUAUUUUCUGUGUG
Molecule: messenger RNA, 1766 nt
Organism: Rosa rugosa (rugosa rose)
Lineage: Eukaryota; Viridiplantae; Streptophyta; Magnoliopsida; Rosales; Rosaceae
Product: mogroside IE synthase-like
Exons: 2
Coding region: 76-1461 (461 amino acids)
Molecular function (GO): UDP-glycosyltransferase activity
Source: RefSeq, a predicted model, not a curated record